UAUUUGACAUAUGUAUAUUUGCUGCGCAGCACACGAACCCAAAAUUGAUGAAAUGAAAUGAAUUUGAGCCAGCACUUUGGCAGAAGGGUGAUCGCCGUGAGACACCUGUGCCCCCAAAUGGGUGCACUUCUUCACAGGUUCGUGGAAUGCGGGCGGGAGCAGCUGGAUUCGGGGCACUCCUCGGGCACGAUGGCAGAUGUGGCGAAGAAAAUCAGAGAGCACGUCGGCGUGGAAGGGGGCUACCAUGUCAUCCCCAGGAGCAGGGAAGGGCUGCUCAAGUUUCAGCCGAAGCUAGACGAACUGCCCAAUCGCUCCCUGGUGGACUCACAUACAACCGCCAAGGUGCUCUUGGAGACAGACGCUCUGAUGAGGCAAAGAUUCGUUUACGGGAGGGGCAUGUUGCGCAUGGGCAGGAUAAUGGAGGAACUCGACCUUCUUGCCGUGUGGAUCUGCCAUCUUCACAUCCAUCUGCCCAAUCUUCCGGAGGGUGUGCCACUGCCAUACACUUUUGUCACCCUGCUGGUGGACCACGCCCACUUCUUGCAGGAUAUGUUUAUAGCGGAUGCAGACGUGUCCCUUUCGGGUCAUGUUUCAUGGACGGAUAAUAGCUCCAUAGAGGUCACGGCAUAUGCGCGACAAAAAGGAAUUUUGUUGGCAAAGAGCAUUUUUGUGGUGGAGGCUCGCAAUGCCAUCAAUAAUGGCCCGGCUCCCGUGAAUCCUCUGGUGCCGGCUAAUGAGCUGGAGGAAAGUAUCUACCAAGAAGCGCAGAAACGCAGAGCCGAUGCGUCGACUCGUCUUGAGUCGCAGCAGCCCACCAAGGAGGAAAAGGAGCUCAUGUACGAGCUGUUUACCCGAACCAAGGGCGCUGACGGACCUUCACCGAGUGAUAUGAGUACUCUUCCACCGAAUUGCCGCUGGAUGACCAAGUGGAGCCGCAGAACCCUGAUGCAUCCGUUCCCGGAGAACCGAAACGAAUCGAACACCAUCUUCGGAGGGUUCAUCAUCCGUAGGGCCAUCGAGAUUAGCUACAUGACGGCGUCCCUCUACUCCAACCAGCGAUGCAUGAUCCGGUUCAUUGCGGACGUUACGUUCACCCAUUCCGUUCCCGUCCACAGCUACAUGAAACUAAAGGCUUACGUGGUUUUCACCCACGAAAACUACAUUCAGCUUUUGACGGUGGUGAAUGCGGUCGAUGGCAAUAGCUUUACGGAGCUUAAAUGCAAUGUCCUGCACCUCACCUACUCCUGCAGCGAUGUGGUUCCGGAGGUCCUGCCCAGAAGCUAUCACGAGGCGCUGUGGUACCUAACUGGCCGUCGCUACUUCCAACGCUUCCGUGAAUCAGUAAGCCACGAUAUGGUCAAUGAGUAGCCCCCAGAAGUCAAUGGAGCGGAAAAAGAUAUUUAGUAAUUGUAUUGUUGGAUUUAAUAAAACAUGGGCUGUAUAUUUGCAUUUGAGGCUCAUUGUAGGUAAA
This is a messenger RNA of Drosophila erecta, 1471 nucleotides long. Its product is annotated as acyl-coenzyme A thioesterase 9, mitochondrial. The record is from RefSeq and is a predicted model, not a curated record. Gene Ontology annotation, cellular component: mitochondrion. Bases 58 to 1368 code for a protein of 436 amino acids. Gene Ontology annotation, biological process: acyl-CoA metabolic process. Lineage: Eukaryota; Metazoa; Arthropoda; Insecta; Diptera; Drosophilidae. Gene Ontology annotation, molecular function: fatty acyl-CoA hydrolase activity. The transcript is spliced from 3 exons.